AUGGCCAGGUGCUUGGAUGCUGUGACUGAAUGGUUAAGUCAAAGCCAGCUGAAAUUGAAUCCAUCGAAGACGGAGGUCCUGUGGUUCAGCCGGGGUGGCUCUGUGGUGGGGUACCGGCUCCUGGCUCUUGACGGCAUGCAGUUAACAUCUGUGCCCGCUGUCAAGAGCCUGGGUGUGCCCUGUAAUGCCUCCUUAUCAAUGGAGGCACAGGUCACAGCAGCGGACUGGACAGCUUUCUACCAUCUCUGUCGGGUCCGGCAGUUGGUGCUUUACCUCUCCAGCCCCAACUUAGCCACAGUGAUCCACGGUUCACCGGCAAGAGUGCUGGAGCCCCGGCAAAGCGUCACAGCUGUGCUCGGCAAAGAUGUGGUGCUGCCUUGCUCCUACCAGGCCACGGCGGAUGAGACGGUGUUCCAGGUGACGUGGCUGAAGCGAGGAGAUGACGGGCAGAGCGUGGAGCUGGCCGUUCUGCAUUCGGAGCACGGGGAGCACAUCCAGGAUGCCUAUGCGGGGAGAGUGUCUUGGCAGUCACAAGGGUCCCUGAAGAACGGCUCCAUUGUGUUGAGGAAUGCGGUGCAGGCCGACGAGGGGAACUACGAAUGCCACCUCAUCACCUUCCCGCUGGGCAACUUUGAGUCCCACCUCACCCUCAAGGUCCUAGUGCCCCCGCUGCCAACUCUGAACCCUGGCCCCCCUUUGGAGGAAGGGCAGGGCCGUACCCUGGCUGCCUCAUGCACGGCAGAAGGGAACCCCGUGCCCAACGUGACCUGGGAGACGGAAGUGGCAGGCAAGACCGACGUUCGCCACUCUUCCCAUCCCCGCUCGGCGUCUGUCACCAUCGAGUACUACGUGGUCCCUGGGCGGAAUAUGCACGGCAAGCUGCUGACCUGCGUCGUCUCCCACCCGGGACUGCAGCACCAGAAACGGAUCACACACAGACUCAACGUGUCGUAUUUGUCGGAUGCUUCAGUCCUGGGUCAUGAGACAGAGGACGAUUGGGUCGCAGGAAUGGAGGGGGCCUCCCUGAAAUGCCUUGGGGAUGGGAACCCUCCCCCUACAUAUAACUGGACAAGGCAAAAUGAUGCUCUCCCUAGUGGGGUGAAAAUAAAGGGGGAAACUCUGCUGUUCCAGAGACCACUCGGCUUAGACGACGGAGGGGUCUACAUCUGCCGAGUGGCCAACAGUUUUGCCACCAAGGAGGCCCAGGCGACUAUCAACAUAAGAGAGAACAAGGCCAAGCAAGUGAACGUUCUCUCCGUCUCCAUGAUAGGAGCGGGCGUCAUCGCCUUCCUGCUCCUUGGGUUACUUGUCCUGGUGGUCGUCCUCAUGAGCUGCUACCACCGAAGGAAAACCAAACGGAUCACCGAGAAAUAUGAAGAGGAGCUGACUUUAACGCGGGAAAAUUCGAUCCGGCGGCUCCAUUCAAGCCACAGCACUGACACGCGAAACCAGAUGGAAGAAAAUCUUCCCCUGCGGUCAGAGAGCCGGCAGGGCAGCUUUCGUGGGGAUAGCUUGUGUCGAGAGAGCCUGCGGGGGGACAGCUUGUGCCGGGACAGCUUAUGCCGGGACAGUCGGCAAGGCAGCUUCCGGGCAGAAAGUAUGCGGGAAACCAGCCUCUGCUCAAUCAUGGGUGAGGAAGAGGGAGGACGCAGCUACUCCACCUUGUCAACCGUGCGGGAAAUCGAGACUCAGACAGAGAUGCCACCGCCGCCACCUACCCCUAUCCAGGAGAACGGGAUGGAGAAGGAGAAGGAGAAAGAGGAGGAGGAAGAGCGGGACGGUGAAAAUAACAUCAAGCAGGCCAUGACUCACUUUGUCCAAGAGAACGGCACCCUCAGAGCCAAACCCACCACCAACGGCAUUUACAUCAACGGCCGGGGACACUUGGUGUGACGCUUGUCCUUGCUGAGGAAUUCCGGGACCUGGCAACGCAC
Euleptes europaea (tarantolino) is the source of this 1934-nucleotide messenger RNA. RefSeq names its product nectin cell adhesion molecule 4 (gene NECTIN4). The transcript is spliced from 9 exons. Gene Ontology annotation, biological process: homophilic cell-cell adhesion; heterophilic cell-cell adhesion. The record is from RefSeq and is a predicted model, not a curated record. Gene Ontology annotation, cellular component: adherens junction. Bases 1 to 1893 code for a protein of 630 amino acids. Lineage: Eukaryota; Metazoa; Chordata; Lepidosauria; Squamata; Sphaerodactylidae.